Molecule: messenger RNA, 790 nt
Organism: Pipistrellus kuhlii (Kuhl's pipistrelle)
Lineage: Eukaryota; Metazoa; Chordata; Mammalia; Chiroptera; Vespertilionidae
Gene: POLR3K
Product: RNA polymerase III subunit K
Exons: 3
Coding region: 65-391 (108 amino acids)
Biological process (GO): DNA-templated transcription; termination of RNA polymerase III transcription
Cellular component (GO): RNA polymerase III complex
Molecular function (GO): DNA-directed RNA polymerase activity; zinc ion binding; nucleic acid binding
Source: RefSeq, a predicted model, not a curated record
GAGGCGGGGCUAGUGUCGGCGCCUGCGGAGCCGCAGGGCUGCGGGAGCCUGCUGGGCGGCGGUCAUGCUGCUCUUCUGUCCCGGCUGCGGGAACGGGCUCAUCGUGGAGGAGGGACAGCGCUGCCACCGUUUCGCCUGCAACACCUGCCCCUACGUGCACAACAUCACCCGCAAGGUAACAAAUCGGAAGUAUCCAAAGCUGAAAGAAGUGGAUGACGUGCUGGGCGGAGCGGCGGCCUGGGAGAACGUGGACUCCACUGCAGAGCCGUGUCCCAAAUGUGAGCAUCCUCGCGCCUAUUUCAUGCAGCUGCAGACCCGCUCUGCCGACGAGCCCAUGACCACCUUCUACAAGUGCUGCAACGCGCAGUGCGGACACCGCUGGAGGGACUAGGCCAGGCUGCCAGCGGUGCGGUGUCUGUUUUCCCCAGGGGGUUCCCAGCUGGGAGAAGGCACUUGUGUCCCGAGGGCCUUUGCUGGCGUGGAGAAAUGGAUAGCCUGCCUGCCAAAUCAGUGGCUGAACUCAUUAAUGUCCAGGGGGAGUUUGUGUGUGGGCAAGAUUGUCCACAACUAAUUAUACUCUGUUUAAGGUCCUGUUCAUUCAUCUUUCACAUUUAUUGGGCAAUUGACAUUCUUUUCCCAUUAACCCACACUCUUAAAUAUUUAUAUUGUAUGCAUAACUAAUAAAGUAAAACUAAAUUAGUACAUUAAUUGUUCCUAAAUAUUUAACUGUUAAGUGCAAACUUAUCUAUCAAAAUUUAUCCUGAAUACUUAAUUAAAAUGAAAAGUUUAA